UCUUAUCUUCCCAGGAGAUAUUAAUAACCACAAUUACCUAGCAUUGCUUCUUCCCCUGCCUCAUUCUAAGCUCGUCUUCUUCAAUAGAUCCUUAUUCCAGCUUCAUUCAUUAAAAUUAUUAAGGAAUUGACGCCUUCACUUUCUAGUAUUUAUACCUCUAGCUUCCGUCGUAUAUCUCCGAGUCCGUUAUCUCAAUCAUGGCAAUCUACAGCGCUGUCCCGCCCCCUCCGGAAUUAGGGGCCACGACGACAACUUCGAAUCAGCAACUAGCCCAACACCAACACCAAGCAUCGUAUCAACAUUCCCACACGAAUCAGUCAUCGACAACUGGAAAUACGGCAUCUGGUGGAGUAGAUAUAGAAGCAUGGACGAUAUCUGCUCUCGAAUCCCUCAGCGUAUCUCCGGUUGCUCGCGGAACCGGAGCCCCGCUAUCAAUUCCACUCGAUGAGCACACCAAGAAGCCAUCUGUCACCAUCCAAGAUCCUCGUUCUAAUGCCGAUGCGAUUACGCCUCCACGGCGACCGCCAUCUCGUCGUGACAGCUUGCGCCGACGAGAGGCAUUAUUGAAGGGCAAGGAAGGUAGCAGACAGCGGCGACGCUGGGAGAACGACCGUUUAAUGAACGUACCAAACGCACAGCCUCCCGAGCCGUUCGAUUGGGAGCCACGUCCACUAUAUCCCGUGAACCACGUUCCUUACCAGAUCGCGGUUUUCUGGGACAAACGCGUUCGCGCCGAAGUCGAGACGAAGAAAGCCAUCGCGGCUCAACGUAAGCAGAUGCAGACUAGGACGCUAGGCGAUGCCCACGUUUCUGGGAGAGUGCCCCGCGAAUUGUUCCAGCGUGCCAAGAAAACCCCCGCCGUUAAAACUUGGGUCCGUUCGCUUGAGGAACCCGUUCGGCGAUACUUGGUUGAGCAGGAUCUCGCAAAAGAGCCUACAGAUUCGGAGGAUACUGAAGAUGAAGAAAUUGUGUUUGUCGGUCGCGACGGCACUACAAGAGAUGGCUGGAAGAAGGCUAAGCGAGAAAGUAAGGGUAAAACUGAAGGAGAGGGUAUGAUCCUCGACGCCCUAGGCGAUGAUGCCGAUAGUGCAUUCAGACGAUGGAUUACGCAUUCCAUCUCGGAUUACUACGGCCUCAAUUCUCGUUCAGUGUUGGUGGGUAACCCAAAACGUAAGGUAGUAUAUGUACAGAUGAAGACUGGGCACACGCCACAAAUUCGAUCCGAUCUUCCACGACCUCUAUGGGAGUUAUGCUAAUCGGACGCUACGGUUUCGAAAGACUUCUUGUCUUGCAUCAUCGUAUCCUUGUUGGAUUACAGUACAACAUUCGCAUAUCAUAUAUAAAGUAUAGACUUCACGUCGCAUAGGUCGAAGCGUUUUAAUACAUUGACACACUUCAAUCGCAAC
Molecule: messenger RNA, 1406 nt
Organism: Hypoxylon trugodes
Lineage: Eukaryota; Fungi; Ascomycota; Sordariomycetes; Xylariales; Hypoxylaceae
Product: R3H-associated N-terminal domain-containing protein
Exons: 3
Coding region: 198-1256 (352 amino acids)
Source: RefSeq, a predicted model, not a curated record